Messenger RNA from Beta vulgaris subsp. vulgaris (sugar beet), 1086 nucleotides. RefSeq lists its product as uncharacterized. Bases 1 to 1086 code for a protein of 361 amino acids. The transcript is spliced from 3 exons. NCBI's taxonomy places the organism in Eukaryota, Viridiplantae, Streptophyta, Magnoliopsida, Caryophyllales, Amaranthaceae. The record is from RefSeq and is a predicted model, not a curated record. Gene Ontology annotation, molecular function: zinc ion binding.
AUGUCUGAUAGGCAGACGGGUGUUGAUCCUUCCUUAGAUGUUGUGUGGCCAAAGGUACCAAGAAGGUACCGUGCAAGACAUUUGUGCAAGAACUUUAAAUCUGAGUACUGUGGACUUGUCAUGCAUAAGAUGUUUUGGACAGUGGUUAAGUCAUACUCAGCUUUCAGUUUCAAGAAGUCAUUAUUGAAACUCCAAAGCACUGUUGGUUUAGGUGCAGUUAGAUGGUUUACAAAUAUUGGUCCCUUAGAUAGGUGGGCUAGGUGGAAAUAUGAUCCAACUUUGUGCAAUGAUGAAUGUACAAAUAAUUUUGUUGAGAGCUUUACCUCAAGUAUUGGAGCUGACAGAUGUUACCCCAUACUAACUUUACUAGAAGGUAGUAAUGUUGGUUUGCUGUUAUAUAGGGUGAGGAGGGUAGCCAUGGUAAGACAUGAUACCAGACAACACUUAAGUGAAAUAUGGGUAGAUAGAGUGUGUCCUAACAUCAGAGAAAAACUAAGGGUAAUAAUCAAAGACUCAAGGACAUGUCAUGCCUACCCAUCAGGUAGAGGGGUGUAUGAGAUUCAUGAUGAUAGAAGUGUAUUGCAUGUCUCACUCACCAACAGAGCUUGCAUCUGUGGAAGAUGGCAGAUAAUUGGCAUCCCAUGCAAGCAUGGAGUCAGGGCCAUAUUGGAUGUUGGGAAGGAACCACUUGACUUUGUUAGUGAGUGGUUUUCAGUGUUAAGAUAUAAACAAGCAUACAGGGGUAAUAUCUCCCCCAUCCCAGAUCAAGAACAAUGGCCUGAGAUGGACUUGCCCAAGCUUACUCCACCUGCCAUGAAAAGAGGAAUAGGAAGACCUUCUAGAAAUAUAAUGAGGGAGGAAGGAGAGCAACAAAAGGGGAAAAGAAACACAAUAGUUCAAUGCAAGAAAUGCGGAGCUUUUGGGCACAACUCCAAAACCUGUAAAUUAAAGGAGAGAGCAACAGGGAGGUGGAUUACCAACAAAAGAGGGAAAGGGAAAAAAAAGGGAAAGACAUUGGCAAGAGGGAACAUCUCACAAGAUGAGGCCAAUGAUCACAAUCUCAUUGAUUUCAUGAUGUCACAAUAA